Molecule: messenger RNA, 3341 nt
Organism: Malus domestica (apple)
Lineage: Eukaryota; Viridiplantae; Streptophyta; Magnoliopsida; Rosales; Rosaceae
Source: RefSeq, a predicted model, not a curated record
CCUCUCCCUCUCUUUCUCUCUCUAGCUCAGACUGACAGAGUCAGCAAAAGCACAGUGACAGUGUGAACGUUGCAGAUUUGUCUCUGUCCUCUCUCACCUCUGAAUGCUCGCCUCCUCCGCCUCCGGCGGAACGAAAACGCAGCCUUUCCCACGCAAGCGGAUCCCAACAACGGCCGUUUGAACCGAAACCGCUACAGCGGCGGCGCUCGCGGCUUUUUUCUUCUGGCGAACCUGCUGAAGAUAUGGGAAGUACCUCAAAAGUGCAAGACAAUGUUGUGCAGCGCCAAACUAGUCGAAGAACAAGACAUGUAGAGAAGGCGAAGGUGAGAACUGGUGUUGGUUUGCAGCAGAAUGAUGUGCAUUGUAAAGCAAGAAAAGAUGCAGGUGAUGGUGCUGUGGACCAAGAAAAGUCUUCGGGAAGUCAAAAUGGGAAGGGGAAUGAUGCAGCUAAAGUUGAUGAGCUGGUCAAGCACAUGUCAAACUUGCCCGGUUAUCUUCAACGCCCUGCGAGAGGAGAAAAAAACCAAGAGAAGGUUUUGAAUGUUGGGGUUUUGGAUUGGGGUCGACUAGAGAAAUGGAAGCACAAGCAGAAGCCUUUUCCUGAAAAAGUUAGCGGCAGGUCAUCCUUGGAAAGGGCUAUUGGAUCAUCUACAUCAUUUGUUGUCGUUCGCAAUGGGACAAAUGCUGAGCAACCCUCUUCGCGUUCUAGUGUCAAGUCGUCUCAAAAGAAUGGCCUUUCACAGGGUGUCAAACCAUCUGUCCGUAAAGAUAUGCGCUUCCAGGACUCCAAAACUGCUUCAAAGAAUGCCAUUCAUGGGCAGAAAAAGAUAUCCUUUCCCAGGUCUCUUGGAAGAAAUCACUCAGAUAUGAUGCUUGAUAAGGGAAAGGGAAAAUAUUCAGAUAAGAAGUUCCCUUCAGAAAUGGGGAAUGCAGCGGCAAACUUGAAAAAGUAUGGAGUGUCAUUUGGUCCAAAGGACAAGGUUGGCACAGGGGAUGGUCGAGCUAUGGAAACAGAAUCAGAUAUCAAGAAGAAAAAUAAUGAUCAAAGAAUCACUACGGAAAAGGGAGCUCCAUCGCCUAAAUUCAGAAGUUAUGAUGCCUCGCUGAGUUCAAAGGGAAAGACAAUUGCUUGUAAUGAUAAAACUGAGAAUAGGGUGGAAGAAUUGCACAAAUCAAACAUCAGCACAGCUCAUCAACACUGCCCUGCUGCGGAGAAUACCGUUGUUCUUUCUCCAUCAAAGGAACUGCCCCAAAAUGACUUUCCAGAGGUCCUCCAGCUUUCACAACCAAGAGCAUCAGGGGAUGAGUGUAUGACAGAACCUGAUAAGAUCAGCUUCUCGGGAGACUUUUCUACCAAGGAGAUGGACUUUGCAGAACUCUGUUCAGAAGUUCCUUCUGAAGUUCCACACUCAUGCCCCUUGCCUUCUGUAGUUGACACUAAUACAGGAUCAAACAUGGUACCGAAUAGCUCAAUCAACGGUAAGAGUGCAGGGCUUAACUUUGUCCCAGCUCACAUGCGCCAAUGCUCAAACGAAACACAAGACCUCCUAUAUGAAGAUAAAUUUGUACAGAAGAACAGUUCAGAGAAAAUGCUUACUCGUUCAAGUUUUGAUACUUCAAAAACAUUGGAUCAAGAAGAUGUUGAGCUAGCAACUAGAAAAGGCAGAAGCCCAACCCCCCAUCGCCGGUUUAACUUCAGCUUAGAACGGCUUGGUAGAAGUUUAAGUUUUAAGGAAAGUUCAGAUAUUCCGCAGUUAAGUUCCACAUAUAUGACAGUCAAAUCAGGUCCUGUGAGAUCCGGAACUUCUGACUGUCCAGAUAAUCCAAACAGAGAGAAAGCAAGUACUCAUAACCGAGCUAGGUCAAGCCCGUUAAGAAGGUUACUAGACCCAAUAUUAAAGCACAAGGAGGCAAAUCUACACCAUUCUGCUGAAGCUGUUAGACCCCCGAAAUCACUUUUUAAUUCCUUCGUCCCCAAGCCAAUUAAUAUCAGCGAGUCAUUACAGAAUCUGAAGGCUGAGGCAUCAUGGGUUAAAGCAUCUUUGCAAAUAACAAUCAAGAAUGGACUUCCUUUGUUUAAGUUUUGGGUUGACAACAUCAACUGUUUUGCGGCAACCAUGAAGAAUUUAUCAUCUGGGAAGGAUGACUUCUGCCAGUAUUUUACAUUUUACUGUAUUAAUGAAGCCAAGAAAAAAAUUGGUGGCUGGAUGAGUCAAGGAAGUAAAGGCAAAAGUUGUCGCUAUGCCUACAAUGUUGUUGCUCAAAUGAAAGUUUCUAGCUCCGACUUAUCUGAUGUUAACAGGCAGGACUUAAGCAAGUGUGUGGUAAGAGAGGCUGUUAUGUUAGGUGUUGAUCUAACACAAGCAGAUCUAGAAUCACCAAGCGUCGUACCACAUGUGGAGCUUGCUGCUGCUGUUGUCAAGUUACCUAGGAAAGACUUGAGCCAUUCUGAACAGCAGUGUGACGAGGAAGUUAUGGAGAAGAAGGGCUGCGCCAAAGAUUCAUCCGAGGAUAUCUGCUCUUACAGCUGGGAAGAUAGUACUAUAGUCAUACUUCCAGGUGGAGUCCAUAGCUCACCGAACAAAGGAGCACCUUCACCAUUACUUGACCGUUGGAAAUCUGGUGGGUUAUGUGAUUGUGGAGGCUGGGAUGUUGGUUGUAAGCUGCAUGUUCUCUCAAACCAGAACAAAUGCUGUCAGAGUCCAAAAACAUCUUCCGCAUGUUACCCUUUUCCGGAUACUUUUGAACUAUUUGCUGAGGAGGGAGCUCAGGAGAACAGGCCAAUUUUCAGUUUGGCACCAGGGAAGGAUGGAAGCUACUCGGUUGAAUUCAACACGUCACUUUCUUUGUUACAAGCGUUCUUCAUCUGUGUUGUCAUAAUCAGCAGUUGCAAACCAUCAGAUCUUUCAGAAGUUAGUAACAUGACAGAAGCGAAAGAUUUCCAGGAACCGAAUUUGAAUCAAAGUAAUGGAAUCCAGGUGACAGGGCCGGCAAAGUAUGCUCCAAAUCCACCCAUGUCCCCUGUUGGGAGGGUCUAGCUUUGUUCGAGGAAAUCCUUUUUGCUGUUCGAGUCCAACAAUCGAUGGUUUGAAACACAUCAGGAAACAUCUCGUAGCCAACAAUCCAUUUGUCGUGUGAAUCCAUGGAUGCUCAAAGUUUUGGGGAGACUUGCAUGUUGUUACAGAAAACAUGUAUGAGUACAGCCGUUGCUCUUUUUGUGCUGGUUUUACUGCAUUACCAUGUGUAAAGGGAAAAACUCAAAAACCGUUCUUCGAAAUGAUGGUGUAAAUAUACCUAUGCUAGGGCAUUUCAGAUAUGACAGUACUAAUUCUCCAUGCUUA